Messenger RNA from Condylostylus longicornis, 3983 nucleotides. RefSeq names its product ubiquitin carboxyl-terminal hydrolase 36 (gene scny). Gene Ontology annotation, cellular component: nucleus; cytosol. The transcript has a single exon. Gene Ontology annotation, molecular function: cysteine-type deubiquitinase activity; cysteine-type endopeptidase activity. The coding region runs from base 139 to 3744 and encodes 1201 amino acids. NCBI's taxonomy places the organism in Eukaryota, Metazoa, Arthropoda, Insecta, Diptera, Dolichopodidae. Gene Ontology annotation, biological process: regulation of apoptotic process; protein deubiquitination. The record is from RefSeq and is a predicted model, not a curated record.
CUUACCACCCUUUAAGUAAAAGACUGGACUAUAAUAAAUAAAUUUGUUGAGUGGCAGCACGCGGUGACGAAUAAAAUUGUUUAAAAAAUCUUGCUUUUUCUUAAAAUAGAGGACUAUUGAAAAACGAUAAUUUUCCAAAUGAAAAUGGCAAUAUCCAUUGAGUCGGCGAGCGUUCAUUCGGCUCUUCGGGACUCAAUUACAAAUUCAACUACAAAUUCUCAACCAGAGAGUAAUGAAAAUAUUACGAAUAAAAUAAUUGCAAUCGCUAAAAAAAUUUUAUUGACAAAAAUUGAAUAUGAAGAAGUUAACAAUUACGAUCAAUCAGUUCUUGAUUCAUUCAAAACUAAAUAUACAGUAUUAAAGCCGUAUAAUAAUGCCAAAUUGCAAACUUCUCAAUGUGAAAGUGUGACAAAUAAUGUGUUUGAAAAAAGUGGCAAUCAACUUAGUACAUUAAACUACCAGCAUCAAAUAAAUCAAAAGAGCUCAAAUGGAUUACCACAAGCAAAACGUAUAUUAUUUCCACGUGAGAGUGUUCGAGUUGGUUGGCGAAGUUCUGGUCGAAAAUGGCAGAUCGGAUCUGGAAUGAUGAAUGUUGGUAAUACGUGUUAUCUUAACUCAACCCUACAGGCUUUAUUUCACGUCCCAGCUAUGGCUAAUUGGCUUAUUUCUGAUUCAGAACAUAGAGAGGAAUGUCGAGGAGAAAAUAACAUACAAGAAGGUUGUAUAAUUUGUGCUAUGGCAAAAACAUUAAUCUGUUCUCAAGUUAGUUCUUCCGCCAUAAGACCGCAACUUGUAUACAGUCGUUUAAAGCAAAUUUGUAAGCACUUAAUUUUUGGACGCCAAGAGGAUGCUCAUGAAUUUUUGAGAUAUCUUGUGGAAGCUAUGGAAAAGUCCUAUCUAUUACGCUUUAAAAAUUAUAAAGAAUUGGAUCAAUAUAGCAAAGAAACUACACCAUUAAAUCAAAUUUUGGGAGGUUAUUUAAAAACUUCCGUACGUUGCUUAUCGUGUGGUCAUGUCUCCACAACUUUUCAACAUUUUCAAGACUUAUUAUUAGAUAUAAGAAAGCCAAAUACAAUCGAAGAAGCUUUAGACGGUUAUUUUGCAAAAGAAAGACUGGAAGAUAUGGGUUAUAAGUGUGAAUCAUGUAAAAAAAAGGUUUCGGCUAUAAAACAAUUUAGUUUAGAGAGAGCUCCAAUAUCAUUAUGUAUACAGCUAAAAAGAUUUUCAAUGGUUGGUACCAAAAUUAAUAAAUAUAUUGCUAUUAGACCGCGAUUAGAUUUAACGAAAUAUGCAACAAACAAAAACGGAAGUGAGUCUCUUUCUUACAAAUUGGUUGCAAUGGUAACUCACUUAGGAGCUUCCCAACAUUGUGGACAUUAUACUGCAAUUGGUUUGACUGAUCAAGGUGGAUAUUACCAAUUUGAUGACAGUUGUGUGCGACCAAUUUCCCUGCCAAACGUUUUAAACACCAAUGCAUAUAUUAUAUUUUACGAGCUGGAUGAAAAUCAUCACUCAAAACCAGUAUGCACCCAGGUCAGUGGUGAAAGUGAAAUGUUUAAAAAUGAUUUAAUUAAAAAUAACGAGAACUCAAUUCAACAGAAAAAUACCGACAGUUGCACAUCUAAUAAUGAAAGUGUAACGAAAAAUAUUAAUGGUUUACAUAGUCCAAAAGUUAUGAGUAAAUUAGACUUUGCUUCUGAAAAUGAAAACGAAACAAAUAAUAUUUUAUCAAACAGUAAUACUUUCAUUGGACCUCAGUUACCGCUUGAAAUGUCGCGUGAAGGGAUCUCAAAUAAUAUUUUGUCAAAAAAAGAUUUACAAAUUUGCAACGAUGUCAAGCCUACAGAGAAUUUAGCUUUAUCUUCAAGCAAAUUAUCAACUAAUGCCAGCAAAUUGCUCAUCCAUUUCAAAAAUUCAUCCUCAAACGCUAAUGGAAAUCAGAAUGCGGUGGAGGUUGAAAAAAAUGAUUCUGAAAUAAUAAAUAAGAACCAAACUAAUUUGAUGAAAAGUCCAAGUAAUAGUUUUAAGGUUCAGCAAUCUGUUGAAGAUGUCUGUGGCAGCUCAACUUCUGAAUUUGUAAUAAAAAAGGAAGAGAAACAAAAUCUUGAAAUUAAUAAAUCUUCAUUAUUACCGAGUAUGCCUAAGUUAGAUUCUAAUUUUGAUAAUUCUGGAGCGCUUUCAGUAACAAACAAUUCUAAUCAAAAUAGUAAAAUAAUAAAUAAACCUUCUUCAUGGGCUGGUCCACUUUCGUCAAACUAUAUGAUGAAACAAAAUCAACAAAGCGAUGCCAACAAUAAAAAUUUUUUGAUGUCUAACGGAAUAAAAAAAUCACCUAUUAAAAGUCUUGUUCCAUACGGAUCUGAUGGAGAUGAAGAUACUACUGAUUCGAGCGAUAAUGAGAAUACAAAGAAAGCUAAACUUGAUAGAGAUAAUCAAUCUAAAAUUGAGGAGAAAAUUAGUGAAUCCGUAUUCAAUAAACUAAAUGGAGAAACAAAGAAAUGUGGUUUUUCAACUUCGAAUGAGUCAACUCCUGAAGCUAGUCCGGAAGCACAACGUAUUAAAUUAGGCAGCCCUUCGCCGCAUAUUGUGAAAACUAAAGCCGGUUUAUGGCAGGUUACUCCAAUUACCCCCAGUGGAAGUCCACAAGCAGAAAUUGAAUCAAGUGAAGAGCACCGUACAACAAAAACACAUUCAAACCCUUUCAAUUCUAAUGGUACUCCGAUACCAACUUCCAUGUUUUAUUCUGACAAAACUUCAAAUGGAGGCAAUAGCAUUUACACAAAAAAAGAAGAAAAAAGCCCAACUAUUAAGGAGUUGACAAAAUAUUCUCACAGAGGUUAUGGAGCUAAUGUUUUAAGUUGGAAUGGAACAAAAUCAGAAAUGGAUACUGUUAUAAAUGAGGAAACCCGCCAGGAAAGGAAGAGACAGAUGCAUAAUGAUGAAGAAAAUGAGAUUGAUCGGGGGAGACAGAAAAAAGUUAAAAAUACAUGCAACAGGCAAAACGAUUCUAAUCCGGGCUAUAAUCCAUUCCAAGAGCAGCAGCUACAAAAGAACUCUGAACAUGUUCGUCAUAAUUGGGUAUCAGGCAACAAUACAAAUAGAAAUUCAAGCAAACUAAAUACCACUAUUCGAUAUCAUUAUCAAAAUAAUUUUAAUAACAAUCAUGGUUUUGAUAAUAUGUCUAAUAGUAGCAAUGACAAUAAUAAUUGUAACAUCAAUUUCAACAAAAUAGCUAAUGGUAAAAACAAUUAUAAUAAUAAAGAUGGUAGUAGUAACAAUCAUGAUAAUAAAUAUAACAGCGAUAGUAAUAUUAAUAGUAAUGACAGUAAUUGCAACAAUAGUAAUGAUAACGAUAAUAUUAAUAACAAUAACUAUAACAAAUUUAGCAACAAAUUUAAUGGUAAUAAAACUAAUAACCAUAAUACGAAUAGUUUCAAUAGCAAAAGUAAUCAUUUAAAUAAAAAUAAUAAAAGUAACAGUAACAAUUGCUUUUUCCGAAAUGAUAAUCCUAACUACAUUAAUCAUAACAGCAAUAACAAUAGCAAUAACAACAAUAAUAAUAAUAAUAAUAAUAAUAAUCAAUACAACAAAGCUAAUAAUAUUGGUAGUAAAAUUUAUAACCAACAUAACUUCUUGAACCGUAUUCAUAAUAGUGGUAGUAAUUGCUUUCGUAGACAUAACAACAAAAGAUUUAACCUAAAUCAACGUUUGAUAAACCACCAAAAAGGCGCAGAAUGGCGGUAAACCGUUUUUUAUUGUAUUUGCAAUGUAUAAAGAAAUGUUUUUACGUUUAUUGAUAGCUUUAGAAAGUAAUUUUAAAAUGAAUUUACAUUGAAAAUUUUUUUUUUACGAAAUGUAUGUAUAUGUAAUUUAUAAGCUAAUCUUUUUGAUUUUGGAAACACGAUACAUAAACAUGUAUAACCUAGUAAAAACGCAUUAUUAAAUAAAUUACAUACUUAGGAAAUAAAAAAAAUAAUAUACAA